GUUGAAAUAAAUAAGAAGAAACUCCACAAAAUCCCAAAGAGACAAAGAAGAAAAAAAUGGACACAGUCAAGGUUUUGAAAGGUUAUGGCAAAGUGGAGGAAGAAAAACACAACCACCACCACCACCACCACCACAACCUCGAAGACCAACAACAACGCAAUCAACACCACCACCGUAAAGCUUCCACCGCCAUAAUCUCCAUCCUCGCCAUCCUCUUCUUCACUCUCGCCUUGGCUUUCACCCUCGCCACCCUCCUCCACCACACCACCACCACCACCAAGCCACCGCACAAACAACAACAACCUCUCAACUCAGCCGACUCCAUCCGCACCGUCUGCAACGUCACUCGCUUCCCGGACUCCUGCAUCGCCGCCGUCUCCUCCUCCAACGACCACCCCACCGACCCACAAUCCAUCCUCACCCUCUCCCUCCGCGCCUCCGUGGACGAGCUCGCCUCCGUCGCCUCCUCGCUCGGAGUCAAGGCCUCAAGUUCUAACGGCCAGGGGGUUGCCGAUUGCAAGGACCAAGUAGACGACGCGCUGAGUCGACUCAACGACUCGCUGUCAGCGAUGGCGGUGGUUCCCGGCGGUGUGACGCUGACGGAUGCGAAGAUCAGCGAUAUUCAGACGUGGGUGAGCGCGGCGGUGACGGAUCAGCAGACUUGCCUUGAUGGGUUGGAGGAGGUUGGGUCUGUGGUGGUUGAAGAGGUGAAGAAUAUGAUGAAGAAAUCAAGUGAGUACGUUAGCAACAGCUUGGCCAUUGUUGCUAACAUACGCACCUUGUCACAACAAUUCCACAUGCCACUCCAUUGAGAAUUUUUUCAUCUCCUUAUUACUUGUUUGUUUCCAUUUUGUUUUAUGUUUCAAUUUUUGUUUUCUUCAUAGUUAUUUUAUAUACUUAUAAAAUGAAUCUUAUGAAGGGUUUGGAAUUUGUAUGUUGUGUGUGUGAAUGUACAAAUUGUAAUUGUUUGAUGGAAAAUACUUAUCAUUAUAACAAGUUUAAAGAUGAAAUUGUAAGUGACUUGCUAUUUUUCAAUCAAA
Molecule: messenger RNA, 1040 nt
Organism: Lotus japonicus
Lineage: Eukaryota; Viridiplantae; Streptophyta; Magnoliopsida; Fabales; Fabaceae
Product: pectinesterase 3
Exons: 1
Coding region: 57-812 (251 amino acids)
Biological process (GO): negative regulation of catalytic activity
Molecular function (GO): enzyme inhibitor activity
Source: RefSeq, a predicted model, not a curated record